GCCAUUCAUUGCAGAGAGGCGGUACUGGGGGAGAGAGUGACAGGGGCAGUCCCUCCCCUGUGCACCAGGGAGAGAAGGAAGGGGGAAGAGAAGAGAGAGGAGGAGAGAAACAGGAAAGGCGGGGUAAGGGGGUGGAGGAGAGAGGGGAAAGGCAGCAGCACGACAGACACCCUGCAGCUGGAAGCAGCAGCCUGCGGCAGCUGGAACCUCCCCGCUCGCCUCCCCCCAGCUACAGCAGCGGCAGGGGAGAAGCCAGAGAAGUUUCCGAGCAAAUCUGAUUGGUUCGGGGGGAGCUGGACCACGGCCCCCCACUUGUGCUCCCUGGCAGUGCGAUUGACCGGGAGCCCGGGGAGCUGCCUGCCGCGUGGGGUGCGCAGGAGAGGAGGUGGCAGGAGGAGCAGCGAUGAAGCCCUGCGAAGAGGAGGGGCUGGGGGCUGCGGCCGGAGGGGACCCCUGGAAGGAGUGUAUGGAGGCGGCGGUGCAGCUGGCGCGGCGGGCUGGGCAGAUUAUUAAGAAAGCUCUUACAGAGGAAAAACAAGUGUCUACAAAAACAUCUGCAGCAGAUCUUGUGACAGAAACUGAUAAUUUUGUGGAAAAUGUGAUUAUUUCUGCUCUGAAAGAGAAGUUUCCUUCCCACAGGUUUAUUGGAGAAGAGUCCACUGCUGCUGGUUCAAAAUGUGUCCUCACUGACAAUCCUACCUGGAUUAUUGAUCCCAUUGAUGGAACCUGCAAUUUUGUGCACAGGUUUCCAACAGUGGCAGUUAGCAUUGGAUUUGCUGUUAACCAAGAGCUUGAAUUUGGUGUAAUUUACCACUGCACUGAAGAACGAUUAUACACUGGUAGAAGAGGUCAAGGGGCAUUUUGUAAUGAAAAAAGGCUUCAGGUAUCAAAAGAGACAGAUAAGUCGAAGGCCUUGAUCUUAACAGAAAUUGGUCCAAAACGUGACCCUGAGACUUUGAAAUUGUUCCUCGGUAACAUGGAGAGCUUACUCAAAGCCCAAGUACAUGGGAUCCGUGUAAUCGGAAGUUCUACCUUGGCUCUGUGCCAUCUAGCAUCGGGUGCUGCAGAUGCAUAUUACCAGUUUGGUUUACAUUGCUGGGACUUGGCAGCAGCUACUGUCAUUAUUAGAGAGGCAGGUGGUAUUGUGAUAGAUACUUCAGGGGGACCUCUAGAUCUCAUGUCAUGCCGAGUGAUUGCUGCCGGCACUAAAGAGAUGGCCAUGUUCUUAGCUCAGGAAAUACAGACUAUUCACUACAGACGGGAUGAUGAGAACUGAGUGACAUUAAAUACAUUUACAAGUAACAUGGAGUUUGUCCUUCUAAGCUACUUAACUUCUUCCAAGAUGGGUGUCUUAGUGGGUACAUGAUUUUAACAACAUGCUUUCUGUGCAGGUCUUCUGUGUCAAAUGUUUUAAACAAUGUUAUUACAAUGUGGCUUCCCAACAUUGUGGGGUGGGGGGAGGGAAAUUUUUAAAACCUCUAAGAUUUGUGGCUUCUUUUAAUAUGCAUCUAUUUCAGCAGCACCUUUUUUAUAUGAUCACCUGUAGCGCUUGUUGCCAGAUUCAAAGUUUCACAUCUGUUCAGGCUGAAACUGAGUCUUUUGUAACAUAUGCAACUAAAAAGAAAACUUUAUUUUUACAAAACACAGAUCUCAGGUAAAUGAGCUUUAGGAUUGUAGUAGAUGAUAAGUAGUUAAAAUGUGUGCCUACCGUACCCAUAUUCAACAGUACUUGAGAAUGCAAUAAAAAGUGUUAUUACUCCAUUUCUCUUUUCUAACUAUAUCAUGGCCAUAUAUAUGUAUAUUUUGGAUGUUUACAGUGAUUUACAAAGUGUACAGAAGAAGGUGAUUUUAGGUAUUUGUUUCAAGGAAGUGUAUAUAUUACCUUUAUGAAUGCAGUGGGAGUUACCUAUAUAGUUAAUAACAGAGCUGCUAAAAAAAAUGGAAAAUAUUUCAUGAUUUUUUUUUCAAAUUGUCCAACCAACUCUAGCUUAUAGAGAAUGUUAACCAAUUGGGGCCAAAUCUUACAGUCCUUAUUGAACCCUUACUGGGCGCUCAAACCUGCAAGCAUUUACUACCAUGGAGUAGCUGUGACUAGUGGGCAGAGUGCUUACUACCAUGAGUACUGAUGUCUAUGGGGACUAUUCACAAUCGUAAAUACUAUACAUGGUAGUUAAUUCUGGAAAAUAGGGCCCUAUGUCAAGGAACUAUUGACUUCAAUGGAAGUUUCACCCAAGAAGAAACUGCAGAAUUUGGUCUUUAGAGGUAAAUUGUAAAAAUGGGCACCUUAGUUGUGCUUGCAAAAGGAUAAUUGUAAACAUAAAGUAUUCAUUUUGCACGUACAAUUGUAGUCACCUUCAGAAUAUAUGGAAACCCUGUAAAGUAAAUGACUAAUUCUAACAACACAAAAAUUCUGUGCAACUCUAGUUUUGUGUUUGGCACUUUUUUUAAAAUCAAGUUGAUACUAUCUGUUUUUUUAAAAGAAAUCAUAUCAUCUGACACUACUGAACUUCUUAAAUGUUAGUGUCCAGAAAAGAAUCUGAUUUUAAACAUGGGGAUUUACCUCUAGUUUUUCUAUUGAUGUUGAGAAUUCAAAUCUACAAUUAUUUUUUAAUAAUACAAAGAAACAAAAAGGCCCCCAAAAUACAUAUAGGUCUAAAUUUUCAAAAUCAGUUCCUAAAUUGCACAUGCAGACUGUGUAAAUGUGCAUGUAAACUGCAAUGAGAAACUGGAAAUUGAGUAUACAGUUAUCCAUUUUGCAUGCACAACUAAAGAACACAUUGUUAAAAACAUUAGCCGUUGUACAUGCCUCUUAAUUUUCUUCUGUGAAAAAUGUUUUUCAUUACAAGUAUAACUCGUAUACUGUAUUUUUUAAAAGGAGAAAUGCAAAAUGCUGGCUGUGGAGAGAAUGGCUAAAAUAUAGGGCCCUGAUUUAGCAAAGCAUUUAAGCACAUGCUUAAGUCUCAUUGGCCCUGAUUCUCCUCUCCAUCAAAGCACACCUCAGAGGCAGAGGACAAUGACAGAUGCAGGAAGCUGGCUGAAAUUCCCUGAUCUCUGGCCACUUAGCCAGGGCAGAAGACAGAGUAGGCCCCCUGCUGCUCUAAGCUUCUGCCACUUAUUGAUGUAAGUUCUGUAAAUAGAUCUUAUACCUGCAGAGAAUCAGGUGUAGUGGCGUUCAGCUCCACCAUUCCCCCUCUCAGUCCACCAGCCUAUCCCUUCUUUUCCUUAUGCCAGAGAGAGAGCUGAUUUAGGAGGUGUCUAUACCACCUCUACCAGCUUUACAUCAGUAGAGAUUCCUUGUACUCAGGAAGACUCUCUGGCAGGUUUAAAUUCACUCUGCACCACUUACAUGGUGCACUUAAUGGAUGAAAGAAUCCUGCCCACUGAUUUUCAUGGCAUUUGAGCACACUUAAAUGCUUUGCUGAACUGGGGCCUCAGUGAGGUGGGGAGGGGAAUGUCCAGAAAUCCAGUCUCGGAUUCACCUGUUACUGUCAUGGAUAAAACAUUAUUUUUUAAAAAUAAAUAGAGGGCUUCUGAGAGUUGAUGAGCACCUCAGAUUCCUACUGAUGUUAGUGGAGUUACAGCUGAUCAGUAGCUUCAGAAGGCCCAGAGUUUGCAGUGCCAUUGGCCACGGUGAUUCCCACAUUUUAUUUAGAAUUAUUAAUUAGCUGACAGUUCUUAGAGGUAAAUCCUGUAUUAGAUUUUGACCUUCCCGUCCAUCUUUCCUUGCUAGCUAAAGCUCUCUUUUUUAGGCAUAUUCCUUACUGUAUACUUUCCAUUCUAAGGUUUAAAUCAGGGGUUCUCAAACUGGGGGGUGGGACCCCACAGGGGGUUGCGAGGUAAUUACAUGGGGGGUCAAGAGCUGUGAGCCUCCAACCCAAACCCUGCUUUGCCUCCAGCAUUUAUAAUGGUGUGAAAUAUAUAUAAAAGUGUUUUUAAUUUAUAAGGGGGGGGUCGCACUCAGGGGCUUGCUAUGUGAAAGGGGUCACCAGUGCAAAAGUUUGAGAACCACUGGUUUAAAUUAAUACUGUGUGUAUAAUAUGGGAGCCAAAUCUUUACAUUUUUAAUUAGGGUUCUUUUUUUCUUAAAUAAGAUAAGGUUGGUAACUACUCUUUAAUCAGCAGUUAUAAAAUUAAUAUUUUUAACACAGUAAGUUGUGAAAGGCUACAAUCCAUUUCACAUGCUUUGGGUUGUUUUUAAAAAACGUUUCAGGCUUUAGAUUAUUUUGGAGGCCAGUUUCUGAAAGCAGAGGCAGUAUUUAAAUAUGAACAAAGAUUAGAAGUUAUAAAUGUUGAGAACAAGUUUUUCCUAUCCUGAAUGUCAUAACCUGUGCUGGCAUUUUUUCCAUGUUAGUAUCCUAGUGAAUGUUGGUGGAGAUUGCAGAAGAGAGUAAGGAGAAGCCACGGGCAUCUCUGAUACACCAAAGGAUACUUUUUGUGGCCUCAUACUCUUGUGUCCCUAGUGUAUUCAGGAUGAAAAAUAGUUUGUUUUACAAACACAUAAUCUAAUCAUCUUAAUUACAGGACAGUAAUUUGUAAAUUUACUUUAAAAUGUACUUUUAGGGGUUGAAGAUGCUUGUUUCAUUUCCACCCAGAAAAUUAUAUAAAUGUAUUCAGCUUUUUUUCGAGUUGUCAGAAUGUGGCAGCAGUUGGAUCUAUGCAGGCAGAUCCUGCAUCUUUGCAGAGCCUUAUUGAAAUCAUCGGUUUGCCUGCAUGAAUCAGGCCUAAGUGUUUAUCCAGCUGUUGAAAAUUUUUUCAAAAAUGCUUGUUUUGUGCUUGGAUAACUCAAAAAAAAAGUUUUAAAUCUCUAGUCUUUAUAGAAUUUAAUCUGAAAGGGAAACUAGUGCCUUUGCUAUAUAGAAAUAAUUUGGUUUUGAAAAAACAAAAUUAUGGGCAUUUUAAAACAGCAUAUGGCAUGUGCAUAGCACACUCAGUUCUAUCUGUAGAAACAUAAAGGAAGCUAGCACAUGUCAAACGUCUGCAAUUAUGAAUAUCUUAGACCACGCGUGUGUAACUGGAUGACCAAAAUGGGUGAAGAUAUCUUUAUUUACACUGCAAGUGUGUACAUGCUCUGAAUAGAUAGUAUCUUUUAUUCAAGAGACUGCUGCUCAGCAUCCUAUUCCUUGACUUUUCAGUCUGUCACCUGCACAAUGGUUUAGAACAUUUUAAAUCUACUGUUUUGGUAUAAUAAUCUGAAAUAAUAAUGUAGAACUCAUGUAUGAGUGCAUUCUGGUAUGAACAAACAAACUAUGGGAGUAACAGUAAACUCCAGAUAAAGUAAAGUCUUCCAUUACAUGAUCACACAGCAUAGGGAAAUGUGAUACACUGUUCACCAAAUACUAAGUAACAUAGAAAGGAACUCCAUCUUUGUCUAUAACAUGUAGCACAUAUAACAAUAGCACUAUGUAUUUCUGUCAUGUGGCAUACUUCAGUGCAUGCCCUAAUGUACAGCUUUUACACAUCCCCGGGUUUUGGUCUGUAACAAGUUACAAACACCACAGUUUGCAUGCACCAGUAAUGUCAAGACUCUAAUACACUACACCCUAUUGAAUUGGUUACAUAUUUUAAAUUGUCUAUUGCCGUUGUUCUUAUAAGGAGGUGGGGCAGAAAAGCAAAUAAAUGCUCAAGUUUUCAAUAAUAUAUCCCUUAAAAUCAUCCCAUCCCAGUCCACUGCAGUCAAGAAAUUGCACCUGUUUACAACAGAGCAUUUAGCCCUAGAAAUACUACCGAGGUAAAACAUUCAUGGUGCUACAUAGGGAGUGUCUCUUAUUGCUCAACAAUGACUUCAGAUUUAGAGUGUGCAGUGCCCAGUUGACUGUCCACUUCUUAGGAGAGGCCACUGACAGUUGAUAAGAUCAAGAUCAUCAUUAACAGAAACAUAUAUCAGCAGCAGUUACAAAAAUAUUGUUCACUUAUUUUCCUACACUCUGUCAGUGUUGUAUAUAUGGGGUAAUAUAAACCCAGUUAGUAACUCUCUGUUUGAAAUUAUUUUUAAAUGUUUUUGUAACAAUCUAUUUUUCAAUGAGAAAAGGAUUAUAAUCUGCAUUAAACAUAUGGUAGACAGAAA
Chrysemys picta bellii (western painted turtle) is the source of this 6063-nucleotide messenger RNA. RefSeq names its product inositol monophosphatase 2 (gene IMPA2). The record is from RefSeq and is a predicted model, not a curated record. NCBI's taxonomy places the organism in Eukaryota, Metazoa, Chordata, Testudines, Emydidae. Gene Ontology annotation, biological process: phosphatidylinositol phosphate biosynthetic process; inositol metabolic process; signal transduction. Gene Ontology annotation, molecular function: inositol monophosphate 1-phosphatase activity.